Populus euphratica (Euphrates poplar) is the source of this 834-nucleotide messenger RNA. RefSeq lists its product as uncharacterized. NCBI's taxonomy places the organism in Eukaryota, Viridiplantae, Streptophyta, Magnoliopsida, Malpighiales, Salicaceae. The transcript has 2 exons. The coding region runs from base 143 to 478 and encodes 111 amino acids. The record is from RefSeq and is a predicted model, not a curated record.
GAUCUUAAUCCUUGACCAAGCCUUAACUUUCUACCAGACAAUACCAAAACCUCCUCAGAAGUAACCACUUCUGCUACACAGUAUACGAGCAUAUCUAAUAAGAGCCGGCUCUCUCUCUCUCUCUCACUCUAUCUCUCUCUCGAUGGAAAAUAUGUCCGAAGCAUCGCCGUCAGUGGACUCAUCAUCAACAGGAAGUUCUUCAUCGGCAUGUCCAAGUAUUCAAAUGGUUUCGAAAUCAGACUCAGAGAGGCUUCUUGGCAAGUACUUUGAUGCGUCCCAAUAUGGUUUUGAUUAUGAGCAAAGUAGCCUGUGGUCUCCACUAAUACCAGCUCGAAAGGUUUUUUUGGCUUCACCAGCAGGCCAUAUAUGCUACGAAGAUGAGUUUUUCUCAAAGCUCAAGAAAGCAAAGAGGGCGUGUAGGAGGCGCUUUCCUUGUUUCAAUCACACCUUUUGGCGCACUUCAAGACGACAACCUUAAUUGGUGCCAUCCCCACCUUAAUUUCUUUUCCAAAGGCAUGUUUUAUCUCAAAUCCCCAUUCCCAAGCUGCAUUGGGAAGCUUUUGUCAAAAAGGUUCGAUUCACAAAUGAAUCCCAAGUAUUUGUGUUUAGCUACGAUACAUGCACAAACCUAUAUAUUUUUAUGAAACAUAUGGCUACAUGUAACCUUGUGCUAUCUACUUUUUCAUUCUAAAACUGCAGCAUAUAUACGAUACCAUUCUUAUAUAUCAACCGAGUCAGAAGGGUUUUCAAGUCCAAACAGAACCCUUGAAGUAUAUGGUCUUGUACAACGUUUCUAUACAAUUUUAUGGUAUAAAUUCAUGCACUUUUAUUCCC